AUGGAUCAGAUGUUACCGAGCCCGGGGUUCAGUAUUCCCAGUAUUGGAACCCCAGUACAUCAACCAGAAGAAGAUCAGCAGAUUAUGCAAAUGCCACCGCUACAACCACAAGGUCUAGCCAUGAGUACUAGUAGUCUGCCGUCUCAACAACAGUCGAUGAAUAAAAUAUAUCAGACAAACAACAUGGGUUACGCCACACCACACAGCAUGAUGCAUUCACAAACACCUGUACAUCAAAGUAUGCCAUCUUUAACGUCCAUCAGCUCAUCCUCUUCGACUGUCCCAGCGCUACAAACUAUUCAAAACCCAGCAACGCCUGCCCCGAUGACACCUAUGACACCAGCUUCUGCAGAUCCCGGAAUUGUACCUCAACUCCAGAAUAUAGUGUCGACGGUAAAUCUUGGAUGUCGGCUUGACCUGAAAACUAUUGCUUUACAUGCACGUAAUGCAGAAUUUAACCCAAAACGAUUUGCUGCUGUCAUAAUGAGAAUACGUGAACCACGUACUACAGCACUAAUCUUUAGUUCUGGGAAAAUGGUGUGUACUGGUGCAAAAAGUGAAGAAGAUUCCAGACUAGCAGCAAGGAAAUAUGCUAGGAUCAUUCAAAAACUCAGCUUUCCCGCCAAGUUUUUAGACUUUAAAAUUCAAAACAUGGUUGGCAGUUGUGAUGUAAAGUUUCCUAUACGUCUUGAGGGAUUGGUACUCACUCAUGGCCAGUUUAGCAGUUAUGAACCGGAACUGUUUCCUGGGCUUAUUUACAGAAUGGUUAAACCGCGUAUUGUAUUACUGAUUUUUGUUUCUGGAAAAGUUGUACUGACAGGUGCCAAAGUACGUCAAGAAAUUUAUGAUGCCUACGAUAAUAUUUAUCCAAUAUUGAAAAGUUUUAAAAAAAACUAA
Macrosiphum euphorbiae (potato aphid) is the source of this 897-nucleotide messenger RNA. NCBI's taxonomy places the organism in Eukaryota, Metazoa, Arthropoda, Insecta, Hemiptera, Aphididae. The record is from the annotation of a GenBank genome assembly.